Molecule: messenger RNA, 3648 nt
Organism: Aureobasidium melanogenum CBS 110374
Lineage: Eukaryota; Fungi; Ascomycota; Dothideomycetes; Dothideales; Saccotheciaceae
Exons: 3
Biological process (GO): phosphorelay signal transduction system; phosphorylation
Molecular function (GO): phosphorelay sensor kinase activity; protein binding
Source: RefSeq, a predicted model, not a curated record
AGAUUCUAUCAACCUUGGUUGGACGCCCAGGGCACUUCCGCCAACGUCGCCUCGCAUGUCCAGGACCUCGCUGAUGUUGACGACUUUGCCAUUAACACUCUUUCCGACAAGGGCUUCCGCCCGCUGGCUUCGCGCGACACCACCUUGACUGCCUUUGCCCAACUCGCCGCCCUCCGCCUCAAUGUUCGUCGCGCUAUGGUCAGUCUGAUCGACUCGAAACACCAAUACAUUCUGGCCGAAGCCACCAAAACUCUUUCUUUGGUCGACGACACACGCCAUGCUGAAGGCGACGCCCUGUGGCUCGGAACCACCUCAUUAGCAAGGGAAGACGCUGUAUGCCAAUGUUCUUUUACCAGACAGUACACCGUCCAGGAUGAUGACGGUCACACCAUCACCGCGACCGCCGCUGUCAUGCCCGAUUGUCGCUUGGACCCCGACUACAAGGACAAACCUUAUGUCAUUCAAGAACCUGGUGUGCGCUUCUAUGCUGGCGUGCCGAUUAAAUCAAGAUCUGGACACAAUAUUGGUGUCUAUGCUGUUAGUCAUGACGCCCCGAGGGAACCUCUGACUUACGAUGAACUGCGUUUCAUGCAAGAUAUCGCCGUCGCUGUCAUGGAUCAUUUGGAAUGGGCAAGGGAUCGUGUAGAUCGCUACAAGGGCGAACGCAUAGUUCGUGGCAUGGCCGACUUUAUCGAAGGCGCUCCUUCUAUGCGUGCCAUGAAGAAAGAGUCGGACAAAGAAGAGGACCACUCUGCCAUGGUCGUCAACAAUCCCGACCCGACGCCACAAGUGGACAUUGAUCUCAAAGAGGACACCGUCAAGCGGCAAUCACCAAAGAGAGCAGAUAGCAGUAGAUCUGUGAAUCGACCAUCACUCGAAUCUAGAUCCCAAUCCUUUAUUAGACGCCGCGAACCUAAGACCGACAGCUUGUCCAAACUGCUCGAUCGCGCUUCUCGAAUACUGCGGGAAUCCACUCUCGCCGAAGGAGUUGUUUUCUUUGGGCCAUCUGGGAAUAACCCGUCGAAGCCUACUUUGAGGUCUGCAAUGGCAGCCCGCGACAGAAUGUCCGGCACCGAUGACGAGUCUACGAGGCACCUCGCGGUUGACUCACCUGAUGUCGAAAACUCAACAGACUCUGACGUUGCAACCUACCCUGUUCGCACUUCAAAGAUCUUGGGCCUCUCUUUAGUUAACAAGAAAGACAGCUCUCUAUUCCAUGAUACAGCGCUGGAUGUCUUGACUCUUGAAAAUUAUUUCAAGCUUUAUCCUAAUGGGAAAAGCUUGCACUUCUCCGAGGCUGGUUCAGGUCUAUCAUCUGAGGACGACAGUGCUAGUGACGGCCUGUCUGCCAGCGACAGGUCGAGAUCACAUCCUAAAUCUACCUCACAAAAAGUUAUUGGCAAAAAGAAAAAGAUUCGAAUGAGCCAUCAGCAACUCCUCGAGAAUCUUCCAGGUGUUAAGAACGUCAUCUUCUUGCCACUUUGGGAUUAUGUUGAAGAGAAGAUGGUGGCAGGAUGCUUUUUGUGGACCUCGAGUACUGGAAGGAUGAUGAAUUUGGACGACGACUUGUCAUAUCUGCGAGCCUUCGGUAACACCAUCAUGUCCGAGGUUGCGCGCAUGAACGCGCUAAAGGACGAUCGAGCAAAAACAACAUUUAUUGCCUCCAUGAGUCACGAGUUACGCUCUCCGCUACAUGGUAUUCUUGGGUCGGUCGAGUUCUUGCAAGAAACAGCUGCCGAUGCCUACCAGUCUGGUUUGAUCAACUCCAUCUCGACUUGUGGCAAGACUCUGCUAGAUACCCUCGAUCAUGUGCUCGACUAUGCCAAGAUCAACAAGCUUGGCCGCAAUCGCAUGAAGAAAGAUGCUAGGUCAAAUAGGCUCGCUUCCGCUACUGAUUCACCUUCAGAAAGUCUUAGCAUUUCGGCCGAGAUCGAUCUCGGACUGGUUGUGGAAGAAGUUGUUGAAGCUGUAUGUGCUGGCCAUGCGUUCAAGAAAAUGCAUACCGGAGAGCUCAAGUCGCAUGACGGGCCUGUUGUCACCAUGUCUCGCCACUCGUCUGCUAGCAAGGUUCCAGCGGCUGAUGGUGGAAAUAUCCAUGACGGUGAAGUUGCUGUGCUGCUUGACGUCAGUCCUCGGGCUAGCUGGGUUGUCCGUACGCAACCAGGAGCCUUGAGAAGAAUCAUCAUGAACUUAUUAGGUAAUGCUCUGAAGUACACUCCCAAGGGCUGGGUAGCAGUGUCUCUCCGAGCCCAGGAAAGCGCGCACCCACACAAAAUGGACGUGGUUUUCCGAGUCGUCGAUUCCGGUAAAGGAAUGUCAGAAGACUUCCAGAAGAAUCGUCUGUUCGUCCCUUUCAGUCAAGAGGACACUUUCCAGCCCGGAACUGGAUUGGGCCUCAGUAUUGUGAGACAGAUUGUGGAUUCGCUGGGAGGUACUAUCGACAUCAAGAGUGUGCAGAAUGUUGGCACUGAAGUCGACGUUCGUCUGAGUCUUGCUAUAGCAGAGCCGUCUGCUAGCAACAGCCCGAACAAUGAAAUAGCGUCAGUGGCCGCCAAAACCAAGGGUUUGAGACUGUGUCUCCUAGAUCCCAAUGGAGAGAAGGAGAGAGACCAGAACGACAAUAUCAGCCGGCUCGAUACGACACUCUCAGAAGUUUGUUGGGGUUGGUUUGAGAUGGAAGUGACCAGAGCAAGCAGUCUGCAGGACGCCGACGCGGACCUGUAUAUGUACACUGAGCCACCAUCAGUCGAAUACCUUCUGGAACAUCACAGCGUAAAUCAGAAUCGCACUGGCGGAGGAAGAGGGAAAGAGGUUCCGCUCAUCAUAGUCUGCCUCAACGCAUCAGAGGCUGUUGGGAUUACCUCCAAUCACAUCAAGGCAUUAUCAGAUCUUGGCCGUAUCGUCGAGAUCAUCUCGCAACCCUGUGGACCUCGCAAGCUGGCAAAGGUGCUGGGUCAAUGUGUCAGACGUAUGGAAGAAACAUUCAACAGACCCAUGGUACCUGAUCGACAACCGAAACCAGAAGGCCUACCUCACCGAUCAAGGUUGGAGGAUGUGGGUGCGGCAUCCAUCCUCGGAUUGCCAAGCGUGACUCUACCACGUCUCAACACUUAUGAAGAAAAGACCGAGUCCGUUAAGGCGCGAGAGCUCAUCCGUAACGCAGAUGUGGAAAUUCCGCCUAGUACGGCCGUCUCUUUUCCUACCAUCAAUCGAGAAGAAGGCAAUGCCAGAGAAACACCGAGUCAAACCGAGUCAGGAUCAAUACCUCAUGUGCUGCUCGUCGACGACAACCCGAUCAACCUGCAGUUACUGGUCAUGUUCAUGAAGAAGCACAAGCUACCCUAUCAAGAAGCUGUCAAUGGACAAGAAGCUCUCGACAAAUACAUCGAAUUCGGCAGCGGCGAUCCCAACAAGCCCCGCUUCGACUUUGUGCUGAUGGACAUUUCCAUGCCCAUCAUGAACGGCUUGGAAUCCACACGACGGAUCCGCGAAUUCGAAGUCGAACAAGGCUUUGAAAAGAAAGCUACUAUCAUUGCACUUACGGGCCUUGCAAGUGCAGAGGCACAAGCUGAUGCCGAGUCAUCCGGUGUGGACAUUUACAUGGCUAAGCCUGUCAAGUUCCAGGCUUUGAGACCCUUGCUCGUGAGU